CUAGAAUGCAGCUGCAAAGACGUGAGUGUCAAUGUUGAUGCCUGCGAAGCCGACAAUGCCCCUCGUCAGCCCGUAUGUGUCGGUCAUGGCAGAAAGCUGAAUGGUCAGCUCAUGCAACGACUGAGCCUGCAUCCAUGACAGAAGACCACGCACCACCAUCAUGUCCCAUGUCUCUGUCUCUCUCUCCAGCCGACCUCGCUUCCCUUGCCUCACCCUCACAAAGGUGAAAUCGAACCACUGCGGACACGCCCAGACGACCCAAUCAAAUGCGUCCACCCUGAGGACCAUCAUCAGCAGCAGAGACAGCAUCACAAAGAACAAGAGCGGCUCGAUCACAAACUCGGUCAGAGCCUCCACUGAUCAACCAAGGGAAAGGAAACACACCAGUGUGAUGUGAUGCGAUGCGUGCGCAUGUCCCCUGGUCAAGGUACUAUCAUCUAUACACUUACUGGAGCAGGCCAGCACAAAGUCUUGGUACACCAGAUGUCUGCUACGGGUCUCUGUGCCCUCAGCCAGCUGUUCAGACAGAGCGAAGAGCAGUAGGAAGCCGCAGCAUGCAAACCAGUACAGCAGCGCUAUGGCCUGCAUACGUGACGCACAGAGAUCGAAGGCGUUGUGUAUGUCUGUCUGUCUGUCUGUCUGUUUGAUAGGUCGUGUUGGUUACGAUGCCGAUCCGCUCCUUGAUCCGCCAACGACUCAACACGGCGAUCUUUGCAUCCAAUGAAAAGUGGCCUGCAUCCAUUCCACACAACACACACACAGACACACCCCUUACUGCCGAGCUCACAAAGAUGACAACACACACUGUGCGGCAUGUGGGUGCAGGCAGUCGACUGAUCACUCACCAGAGUGUCUGCCGGUGACGUCAGCGACGCGCCUGAGUGACUUGACGGAGAUCUGCGGUCCUGUGAGGAUCGCCAUCCGCCUGCUCUCCGAUGGCAUCGGUUUCAUCGCCGUCCUGCCUCCGGUCGUAUGGCCAAAGGCCGGGUGAUGCGUGAUACCUGCAGUAACCCAUGUGCAAUGUGCAAUGUGCAAGAACGAGACCGGCAUAUACCAUGUCUCGAUCUAAAGGGAUCGCUUACGGCUUGCAUCCGGGAGAAAGGGUAUAUGGGGGACCGUCUUGCGGAACAGGACUGUCCCAUACAGACACAAAGGGUGAGGGUAUAUGUGUGUAUGUAAGGGUAUAUGUAUGUGUAUGUUUUCCCCUUACAAAACAGGGCGAUGGGCACCUUACAAACACACACACACACACGCACGCACGCACAGACACACCUCUUCACCAGUCUGCCUGCGCAUCCAUCCAUUUGGACGGUUCAAUCAAGUGGUAUUAAUUGGUAUCAUGCCAGAGGCAUCCCCGACCCCCCCACUCAGUCACUCACCGGCUUGCUGAGAAUGAUUGCCCACAGCAGGACAACCAGCUGCCGAAGGGUGAAUUUCCAGCUGAUUCCUCCGGAUUGGAAGCUCAUGAUAACACUGUCGGUGUCCCGCUGGCUCUGCUGGGUCUGGUUGAAGAACAUCCCACACAUCGCUAUGAUACCCAGCGUGAUGCUUCCUGAUGCACAACGUGAGAACACGUCUUCGGCUGUGUAGGAUGUCUUCUUUUGGGGUGCGAACCAAAGAACAAAGUGCGUUGCGUAGCCGUGUAGCUGAAUUUGAUUGAUGUAUGCGACCAGCCACACAGAGAGACACAGACAGGGCUAUCGUGAAGACGGGGACGAAUCGAUCAAUGAGUUUCCUGUCUUACGUGGGGUUGAGGAUGAACAGCUUCUCAAGGCAUGCACACAACCAGCCACAUACCGAGAGCAUACGAGCCUCCUUCCAUGGAUGUCUUUGUGCACACGCGUCUACCUUGAGAAGGGGAUGAUCCCGUCGGCAGACUUCUUUGAAGAUCUUCCCCGACGACCAUUCGACGUACCUGAAGCACAAUCUCUCAAUUGGCCGCUUCCUCACGAACCCAAUCUUAUACGUACGUACUCAAUCCUCCGCAGAGUGCGCGUCACCAUCAGAUCGACCUCUGCUUGAAGGUCACCCCACAGCUCCGCUAUCGGUUUGCGUCUUGGCGAAUCACGAUGUGACGAUGCCUCAGACGAUGGCUCCAUAAUCGUGACCUGUCUCCUCAUUCUCCCCCUGUCGCCCUCACCGAUCGCAAUCGACACGGGCCCGGCAACCUUGGGGCUCUCAUCAUCGCCAUCACCGCGGGCUGCGGGUGACUGGCUGCCGAUGCUGCCAUCCCGAUCUCCCUGCGGCCGCCACGCCGGCAUUGGAGACGCUCUUGGCUCGCUGAAGACAAUCAUCGCGGCUUCAGAGGGCGCGCAGAAGGAGGAAGUGGGUGAGAAGACGUCGCCAGCAGACGGCUGGGCCUGUGUCUGCUCCGGCUGCGGAAUCUUCGACAUCGACAGGUGCAGUGGCCCUUGCUGUACGGUCAUGGUGCUCCCUUGCGUCUCGUAGUAGCUGCUUUGGCCCGCUUCGGUCAUGAUGCCCGACAGGUGCAUGUCGAUUGCACUGCUGAGAAUGCCAUCAUCCGGUUCAUUCCCAGCAUCGAUGGGGCCGGGCUGUGUGCCCAUCGGGCUCGUGCACGACCCCUGCCGCGGCCCAUCUUGUGCCGUGGUCGUUGAGAUGGCCCGCGUUGGGCGGUUGGCAUUUCGGAUCUUGGCCUGCCAGUCUCUGCGGAAGGUGCGCUGAAUGAGCACGGCCGCCGCUUGCUGCCUUUGCAGCUCACGAAGGAGACGCUUGCGCAACGCCUCCUUGAGGAUCCCACUCCUGCACGCAGACAAAGGGGACCGAAGCAGAUGAUUUCAAUGUACUCAUUAAGGAUGCGUGGCAUACAUACGUACUUGAUUAGAGUGACAGUCUGUUUUGGCGUCGUCUUGUUGAGCACCUUGCUAAAUAAAGUGCUCGCCAGCGUACUCAACGAGCCGACGGGCCGCUUCUUGUUUCGCCGGUCGUUCUCCGCGUUGAUGACGCCCUGCGCGGCUUGCAUGUCCAUCAUGUCCAUCGCGGCCUCCCUGUUGGAUAAGCCGGGCAACACUACUUGCGAGGGAUCCUCCCGGUCCUCGUCAUCAGAAGAGCCGGUCCUUGCGAGAGAGACGGGCUUCUUGAUUCGCUUUCUAGUCACUGAUGCCGGGCUGUCUCUGUCCCCUUCAUCUGGCAUCGGCUGCUGCUCCUGCUCUACUUGCUCCUCCCCCGGCUUGUCUUGGUCGUUGCUGUCGGGCUGUGCCCGUGUCUCCGGCUGCGGAGGUGUGAAGUCUGCCAUUCCUUUGGUGGUGGGUGUAAAGGUUUCUCCGAGGUACUGCAGAUUGGCGGGCUCCCCCUUGGGCCACUGCUCCGGUGACACCACAGCGGCUGCGCUGGCUGUGGGGGAUGUGGGCAUGACGACAGCCUGACGUCUGCGGUAGGUUGACUUGAUGAAGUCGAUCAGCCUGCAUGAAAGGCGACACAGAAUAGUGUGUCGGGUGCAGCCAGCUGGAAGAGACAAACAAGCGCAUACUCACCUCGGAAUAGACUUGCGGAGUCUGUUUCGAUACUCCUCUGUCGUUCGCCGCUCCUCCUUAACGUUAAUGUCUUUGGGAAUCUGUGGCGAAGAAAACAGCAUCGAGAACUGACGAGACAGCCUUUAUACAGCAGAGAGACAGCCAAACGACGCACACACAGGAGCAUCCCUUCAUGAUGGUGUAUCUUCGGUUGAUAGUAAGAUGCUGCUUAUCUUACCACCUCGCAAAACCGCGCAUUGGCGCGUUUGACACAGCAGACCUGCCUGUGCCUCCGCUUUGAGAACUCAUGUGGCUGCCUGUCCGCGCGCGAGCCAGCGGUUCCCGCACGUCAGACAGAUAUGGCGUACUCCGCUCUGCAAUCAGAUCGUGUCGAACCGUCCUGAACGAGAGAAUCAAGUGUGCAUCUCCAUUCGUACAUAUGAUGCGGACAAUCGACCUUAUGGUGCGGAGUUCAGACAAGUGUAGUGUUGGCUCUCGUCUGCGGCAGUGGAAGAACAGCCCCCCGACAAAGCGGCAGAUGAGGAAGUCGCACAAGAAGGAGUUGUAGCACGGGCCGUAGCAGCUCCGCAUUGAUUUGCGCAGCCUCGUGCGGGCCCUAUGCUUCGCGUCCAACAGAGGGUCAGUCAUCCUGAUGUCGACACAGAUCAGAUCGGACAGAUAGCCAGUGUGACGAGAAUGAUCCAAGACCGGAUCUGACAUCGCGUUCGUGUGUGACCAACCAUAUGUCGAGGAGGAUUUGGUCGGUCACACUGCAGGGGACAUGGCAACACGUACACGGAAAUGAGAGGACACGAUGCGCUUACGGGUAUUUGCAGUCAAAGUAUAAGGACAUUGCGAGGCACAGCAGAUGGAUGGACAUCAUGACAAUCUGCACACACACACAUACAUCAAUCCCUUUGUCCAUCCGUCCACUUGGCACGAUCCUCCUCUCACCACAAAAGCUGCAGCGUAGUUUUGAACCCAUGCAUUGGCAUCGGCUAUUCUUUUGAUUGACGACUCGGUCAGCGCGCCCUCGAUGUUGCUCUCCUUGAUGACCGUUCUGAAGAGAGCCGAGAAGGAGGUGAGAUGGGUGCACACGCAGCAGAGAGUGGCCGCAUUCGACAGACUCUCGUUGACCCAGCAGCCUGUACACAUAUAAAGGCAAUCGAUUGGUGCAAAUAUACACGUAUAUACACGGACUGACCUCGUGUGUCCCACUGGUGCGUGGUGGUGUUCCAGAAUCCGCAUGCGACGUCAACUCUUGUGGUCAGGUUGGCAGCAGUGUCGUUGACUUGCAGCGAUGCCACCUGGCUCUCACCAGGCCGAGGAAUGAACAAACGGAACACCUCACCGACAGUGCUGGUGCCUUCCUGUUUCGCCACAUUGACAUCUGCGCCACAUCGACGUACUGCCACACUCAGCGUCCCACGUUCUGCGCUCCUCAGUGUGUUGUUGGCCAGCACACUGAGAUUGGCUGUUUGUUCCUCAAACGCAGCCGACGAGUAGGCGAAGGGAUCCUCUGUCCAGAAGACCAUCUGCACACUCUCGUUGUUGCUGCCACUGCCGUCGGCACACUGCCCGCCUGGCGGGAUCAUGGCGUCCAGUGAUGAUGGGAGAGCGACGGCAACAGAAGAAUUCGCCGUCUCCGCCUUGUUGAUCGUCAAUGUGGCCCCUGUUGCUGCGUGUUCCUUGCGGACGACCUUGACGGAUGUGGUCCUGGAUGGGCUGGCUAUCUCUCUCUCUUUGACAGCCGUCCGGCUGGCGGCAAUUGCUAGGCUGUCUCCCAGUUGAGCAGUGGAGGCCAAGACCUGCGACGCGAGAUCGUGAUGCUGAUGCUGCGAGUCCAUCUCGCCUCUCAGGCGGCGAUGUGUGCCGCCGGCGGCACACAUGAGGCUUCGAUUCAGCUGUCUGAAGAGGCCGGCUGCGGAGUCGAGGUAGUGUGAGAGCCCUAGGAGGGCCUUGCCGGUGCCAUCUGUGGCGGUGCUGAUGGUGCUGGCUGAGACGUUCGCAAGAAUCGACAAGGCAGACACCCCUGCCGCCGCGGCGUCGAUGUCGUCGCUCUCUGAAAACCCCUCACACAGACAACAAUGAAUGCAGGCUUGGUUUCUUUACUGUGUGCUUAUCUAUGUGCGUGGCUGCCAGCCUACCUGUCGUAUCAGCAGCCUCGAUUGUACUGGUCAGUGUCACAGCCGACAGCAGCACCUCCCCAGGGCUACUUGACUCCUCACUCAGCCGUGUAGACCGCUCACUUGCUGCCACUUCCACCCGUCUGAGGAGGGCAUUCACCACUCGUUUUCUUUCGGUCCCGUUGAGGGCAGCUACGCUGGCGCUGAUGUUGGCGUUGUCGGCGCUGCUCAGCACACUGGCCACCGCGAUGGCCUUGACGAGUCGACGACCAAACUCGUCCAGUGAGUGUACAGGGGGCGGUGUGGGCUGACUGUCUUCGUUGAGAAGUUCCCCGAUCAUGUCUUCGAUUUCCGCUGGGUCGAUGGCCCCCGGGUCCUGCAGUCAGUCAGUCAGUCAGACAGGCAGGCAGGCAUAGCAAUGCAGUGAGAGAGGGGCAUAGCAGAAGAUGGCUUCCAGGUUCUCCCACUGAUCGGCUGACUGACCCUGAGUUUGUCCAGGUUGUCUGUGAUGCUGUCAAAGUCCACGGGCGCCACUGAAGGCGUGGACAGUACAUAUAAAUGUGUGAAAUGUGUGGUAGCGGGAGACGCAGACCGUUGGUUCUUACGUGUGCAGGGCGAUCCGGGGGAGGGACAGGUCCAUCCAGGCUCGAUCUCACAGUCACUGCUGCAGCCAUCACCUGCACAGACAAAUAGACCUGCCGUCUGUUGUCUGGAUGUACAGGGACUUCCGACCAUUGAUCAGGUUGCCAUCAUCGCACUGCUCGGCGCCUCUGAGGCUUCCAUCGCCGCACACAGCUGAUACAUACACACACACAGACACACACACACACAUACACUUGUACACAUGUGGACACACACGACAGUGGUCUGUUUGAUCCCGGGGCCAUCGACCUACGAGAGCACGGCGACCCUGGAAUUGGACACGUCCACCCAGGCUCGAUCUCACAAACACUACUGCAACCGUCACCUGCACAACGCAUAGACGUGCCGUUGCCUGCCUGCUUAGCUGGGUGCCGACCAUUGAUGAGGUUGCUAUCGUCGCAUUGCUCCUGGCCCCUGACCCUUCCAUCGCCGCACACAGCUGAUACGAAGCCACAUAAAUGAACGAAUAUAGCCAUGGUUUAUCCCCUCCGUGGCGACUGAUUGAGGGUGCCUACGAGAGCACGGCGACCCGGGGGCCGGACACGUCCAUCCAACCUCCAACAGACAACGAUCACUGCAACCAUCACCUACAGGCACACAGUCACACAGGCAGGCAACAAAGGGGAGCCGGCUUGCAUGAAUACUCCGUAUCUGUUACCAGAGAAUAGGUUGCCGUCAUCACACUGAUAGAUACGGAGAAUACAACACACACAUGCGUGACAGGCAGGGGGCCCAUAUUCCUUAGACCCGCCGUGUUGUGUCACUUACCUCCUCUGUCGGAACCACUACACGACCGUCUAUCAGUAUCGGCUCGUUUCUCACCAGUAGACCAUCGCCGCAGAUCGCUGCAUCAGACCCCAGUGUGUCCGUGUGUUUUCCUUCUCGUGCGCGGGCUUACAGUAGCAUGGUUCUCCUGGUGUCAGGCACUGCCAGCCCGUCUCCUCGUGACACGUCUCACUGCACCCGUCUCCACUGUCAGUGUUGCCAUCGUCACAUGUCUCUGGGGCUACCACCACCCCAUCCCCGCACACUUGGGCACCAAGCGUCACCACUACACACACACGACAAUGUCGGAUGCAUCUCUUUCUCUCUCUCUCUGUGAGCCUAUCCAUGGACGCGUACCGACCGAUGCAGUCAGUGAGACACUGACAGUCGCGGAUGGCCGAGUCAUAUGCUGGGUCAGGUGUCUCCACCCAUUUCGCCGGCUGGUCUAUGUAGCUGGCCCAUUUCAGGUGACACAGGCCGCUGGCUUGGUGGAAAGAGAAUCCACCGCACAAAGGCACCGUGCGGCACUCGGUUGCGCAGGUAUCGAAUGUUUGAUUGUCAGCGCUAACAAGUCCCUUGAGGUUGCCCCCAGCGAGGAGCGUGGCGUUCAGUCGUCGCAUCAGGUUGCACGCUGCACCAGUCACCGAACCAGCACAUGUGUUGGAUACAGAUGAUGUCUCGCGUGCUACCACGCCCACCCACCUGGUUCAAGGACGAAUGUGAUUGCGUCGGCAGCGGAGGCAUCGGCAGCAUUUCCCGAAAAGUCCGUCACGUCAGCCGAUGGACUCAGAGCGAUGACGGCCUGGCCUGUCGAAAAGCCCACAGGAGCCUCGUCCAUUCUCACCUCGACCUGGAAGGCAUCGUCCCACCCCGGCCAAGUGGUCGACGGCGACGUUCCGGCUUGAAGCUGCUUGUGCAGGGUGACACUCUCGGCACUGAUGUUGGUGCAGAGAAUGGCGAUGUCGGAAGUAGCGAUUUUUGUGACGGGCUCGGAAAUGUGGACGUCGACGGAGACGUGGAUGUGUGCGGGGUCGUCGUAGUGGUAGUUGAAGGUCCCGCCAGCGACCAUGGCACCAGCCGCAUCCAGUUUGCGCACAAAGGAGACACGGGGAGGGGUUGAGUCUGGAAUAUAUUACAGAGACGCCAUCCAUGACACGACACCCGCUAUGGAUAGCUGAUGUACCUGUCCUGAUGGCGCAGCUCCGGCUGCUCGAGACUGUCUUUGUGUCCGACGGCCCGGAGAGGUCGGCAUCGCUGUAGAGGCGGCACGGGAAGGGCCGAGGAUAGGAUGCAUCAAAAACAAAGAUCUCACAGCUGGGCUCCUCGCGGCACAGACGCGAGCACUUCCACCAAUCGUUCACUGAUGUACUCGAUAUCAGCCCGAUGUCCUUUCCUUGAGACCACGCCAUGCCACAACCUGCACACACGAGCAGACGAAGAAAAUCGGUAAUCCGGGUGGGCUUUCCCCCACUGACUGACCAGAGUGCACAAUAAGCUCAUUUGACGGCGUGUUAGCCUGAUCAUCCGACGUCCGUCUGAAGACCAUAUCCUUCACCUGGACGGUGACCUGACCUUCCUGCACCGCCCAUAGCCUCUCCUCAAUCACGUGGUCAUCCGGCUGACUGACCAACUCAAUAGCUCCCCCGACACCACCAACAGUCUGCCAUGCGGACAGCUCAUCGAAUGGCGCCUCGAAGGUCAGAUCUUUGAUAGCAUCGGAAAAUCGGAGAGUGAUGUUGAACACAGUCGCCUCUGCGUCGGGAAAAGCCGUCUGUGUGGUUAUCAUCACUGUCGGGGGGUCCACUGUGGGUGGACGAGACAGGUAUCCAUCGAUGACGAGCAGCACGGCUCUACAUGUCUGUGCUACAUUUGUGGCUCACCGCAAAGAGGCGUCCGUUUCUCACACUGCCCCACAGACAAAGCACACAGAUCAGGAACUCAACAACGUCGAUGUCAACACGUGCAUCCAUCGAUCCUCGGUAGUCUCACCAUGGCUCUGUUAUUGUCUUGGUCCCCUUCCUUCGUCUGCAUGACCAGAUCCCUGUACUCAGACAACAGCAGACCGACACUCUCCACAUCUCCCUCCGUGUAGGGCUUACCAUGGCUCCUCAUAAUCACUGCCCCUGGCGAGAAUGAUCCCACGAUCGUUAUUGCCGUACGUGUACGGUUCCCGGCCGUCCCAUGCGAUAUUCCACAGACCCCUCGAGCUUCCCUCCCACUGCCAUCCGCCGCCAGGGGACCAGUCGUCCCUAGCGGCAGCUGUGCCGCCAAGGUCGGGUAUUCGCUUGGGCUGCUCAUCCACAUAGCUGCCCGUCUGCAUUCAUACCGACACGGCGCAUUUGAGACAGGGCUGGUUUGCAUGCAUGGAUGGAGCCAUGUAUUACUCGCUUGAGUCUGGCCCAAUAGGCCUUGUUCUGGUCAUUGCGACUCCGCAGCUGGUCUGCCUGAGCACACAUUGCAGGCAGGACACGCCGUUGGGUACUUGAGAAUUUUGCGGAUUGGAUACACCCACCAGCCAUUGUGCCUCAUAAGCAUCGUCAAUCACCACCUGAACCACCCACAAAGACGGCCAUGUAUGUGUGUCACAGUGUGCAUUAUCAGUCUCCGAAUUUCCAUACGAGGUCGCCUAUAUAGGUCGGCUUUGACCAAAAGCAGGCCGAUUUCAGUUCGUCAUGCUUCUUCUUUAUGCCAUUGUCCCAGUAAUAACGUGAGCAGCUCCGGGGCCGUUGCACCCAGUCAUCUGCAGAGAGACGGAGACCAGAAGAUAUCAGUCAUUUGCAUGGUGUCUUUCAAUUUUCCACCCACCAGGCCACUUCACAUCCUGCACACACAU
Vitrella brassicaformis is the source of this 9836-nucleotide messenger RNA. The record is from the annotation of a GenBank genome assembly. NCBI's taxonomy places the organism in Eukaryota, Vitrellaceae.